AUGACCUCUGACCUCCUGGCUGCUGCUGCUGCUGCUACUGAUGUGAACAACCCGAUCCGGACCUUCAUGAUCCAGAUCGCCGUCCUGGCCAACCACCAGAACGGCAGAGACACUCACAUGCGGCAGAUCAAAGUCUACACGCCGGUGGAGGAGAGCUCCAUCGGCAAGUUCCCACGAUGCACCACGGUCGACUUCAUGAUGUACCGCACCAUCAGGAACAUCAGCAGCAUCACUCUGUAUGGGAGCACCUGCAAACUGAGGCUCCCUCUGAAAUCGCUUGAGGAGGACUUCAAGGUAUUGCGAUCAAGGCAAUACUGGGAAUCUUCACAUCCGAAGGUUGCCGAAGCAAAGGUGGCGGUGAGAACAGGAAGAAAGUGGAGAGCAGAGACUGCAGUGGAGGGAACCGAGGCGCGGUCCCACCAGCACUUUAUGGUGCUGGUGGGAGCUGUCGCCAGGGGAAGAGCUGGGCCUGGGAGCCUGGAAAUCCCCAGGUUUGACAAAGUACAAGGAAGAGAGAGACGACAGUUGAUCCAAGAGGAGAUCGGAGCGGUGGUGGAAGAUGAGGGGAUGGUGAGAGCUGUAGCAAUGAGGCAACAAGGUGCUUGGACCAAGUGGGAGCAGGUGGUGGAGCGCAAGAUCACAUGGAAUGAACUUUGGAAGUAUCCACACAGCAUCAAGUUCCUCAUCCAAGCACUUUAUGACAUCCUUCCAAGUCCUUCCAAUCUGCACCGUUGGGGCCACAUAGGACAACCGGCCUGCUUCCUCUGUGGGAAAACUGGCUCUCUGGAGCAAAUAUUGAGCUGCUGCCCAAGAGCCCUCGCCGACGGUUGUUAUCGAUGGCGGCAUGACCAAGCCCUCCGGUCAGUUGCUGAGACAAUCAGCAGCACCAUCAACAGCUGCCGGAAGAUAAGGCCAGUCUGGAACACCAUCCACUUUGUCAAAGUAGGGCCUCACCGGCAGCAGCCAGUGGGGCUGCUCUUCACUGCACAGGACUGGAGGAUGGAAGCAGACCUGCGCAAGCAACUGCAGUUUCCACCCCAUAUCACAAAGACAAUGUUGCAGCCAGACACUGUCCUGUCGUCAGACUCAUCGAAGCAGGUCCUCAUGCUUGAACUCACUGUUCUGUGGGAGGAGCGGAUGGAGGAGGCGAAUGAUCGGAAGAGGGAAAAGUAUGAGGAGCUGAAGUCCAGCUGCCAAAGCAGAGGUUGGAGAGCCAAGUGUUGGUCUGUGGAGGUCGGGGGCCGAGGCUUUGCAGGGCAGUCACUCUGCAGAACAUACACAGCACUCGGCAUAACGGGUGAGAGAAGGAGGAGAGCCACUGCCGCCACCACAGGCGCAGCUGAAAGAGCGUCUAGAUGGCUCCGGCUCAAGAGGGCAGAUCCGUGUUUUGCGCUAGGGCACAGGCCGGGGUCUGAUCAGCCCUGGUUGGGUCGCCUGGGCGAGGGUGUCCGAUGUGCGAAAGACCUGAAACACCCUGUGACCCAAGGUAACAUCACUGAUGAUGUGCCCUAG
Messenger RNA from Myripristis murdjan (pinecone soldierfish), 1512 nucleotides. It is a transcript of the gene anapc10, whose product is annotated as anaphase promoting complex subunit 10. Lineage: Eukaryota; Metazoa; Chordata; Actinopteri; Holocentriformes; Holocentridae. Gene Ontology annotation, biological process: anaphase-promoting complex-dependent catabolic process; protein K11-linked ubiquitination. The record is from RefSeq and is a predicted model, not a curated record. Gene Ontology annotation, cellular component: anaphase-promoting complex.